Molecule: messenger RNA, 1013 nt
Organism: Hippopotamus amphibius kiboko
Lineage: Eukaryota; Metazoa; Chordata; Mammalia; Artiodactyla; Hippopotamidae
Product: carbonyl reductase [NADPH] 1-like
Exons: 3
Coding region: 1-897 (298 amino acids)
Molecular function (GO): carbonyl reductase (NADPH) activity
Source: RefSeq, a predicted model, not a curated record
AUGUCGUCCUCCACCCGCGUGGCGCUGGUCACCGGAGCCAACAGGGGCAUCGGCUUCGCCAUCGUGCGUGACCUGUGCCGGCAGUUCAAGGGGGACGUGGUGCUCACCGCUCGGGACGUGAAGCGGGGUCGGAAGGCCGUGCAGCAGCUGCAGGCCGAGGACCUGAGCCCCCGCUUCCACCCGCUGGACAUCACCGACCGGCAGAGCAUCCGGGCCCUGCGCGACUUCCUGCUCAAGGAGUACGGGGGCCUCGACGUGCUGGUCAACAACGCGGGCAUCUGCCAGCCUGAUGAUCCCACACCACUUCACAUUCAGGCAGAAGUGACCUUGAAAACAAACUUCUUUGGUACCCGAGAUGUGUGCACGGAGCUCCUGCCACUCAUAAAACCCCAAGGCAGAGUGGUGAAUGUGUCUAGCGGAUGGGGCUUCAAAGCUCUUGAAAACUGCAGCCCCGAACUGCAGCAGAAGUUUCGAAGUGAGACCAUCACAGAGGAGGAGCUGGUGGGGCUCAUGAACAAGUUUGUGGAAGACACAAAGGACGGGGUGCACAGGAAGGAGGGCUGGCCUGAUCCAUAUACCAGCGGUGGCCUGGUAUAUGGGGUCUCAAAACUCAGCGUCACAGUCCUGUCCAGAAUCCAAGCCAGGAAACUGAGUGAGCAGAGAGGAGAGGACAGGAUCCUCCUGAAUGCCUGCUGCCCAGGGUGGGUGAGAACUGACAUGGGGAGACCCAGAGGCUUAAAAAGCCCAGAAGAAGGAGCAGAGACCCCCGUGUACUUGGCCCUUUUGCCCUCAGAUGCCGAGGGGCCUCAUGGAGAGUAUGUGUUUGAGAAAAAAGUUGAACAAUGGAAAUUCAGCUCACAGUUCUACCCACUGUCCCGGCUUAGCUAUCCUGAUUAGGUCAAAAAGUCUACACUAUCAAAAAUAUCUCCUCAAGAAAAAAAUCAAAGAUUCCUACUAGUAUCCAAAUAUCAGUGUGAAAUGGCUACUCAUUCUGUGAAGCCUUUCGGGUUUCU